Molecule: messenger RNA, 2904 nt
Organism: Diaporthe amygdali
Lineage: Eukaryota; Fungi; Ascomycota; Sordariomycetes; Diaporthales; Diaporthaceae
Exons: 3
Coding region: 1-2904 (967 amino acids)
Source: RefSeq, a predicted model, not a curated record
AUGGGGUCGGAAAAGAAGGACGGGCCCUUCGUAGGCCCCUCCGACGCACGCAUGCCUUCGCUUGCGGCCAUGGACCGCUUCCACUGGACCCGCUCUCCACGCCCUCAGUAUUCCCCGACAUCGUCCCCGGACCCGGCCUCGACUUCGAAGGACGUAUCGUCCGAUAUGUCCAUGUCCUGCGUCACCCGCGGAACCUCCCGGGAUGAUUGCUCCUAUUCGCGGUUUCUGGCGUGGGCUGCCAUCCAGCGCAAUUCCUCUCGCUUCAUGAGCUCCAGCGACAAGUUGUCAUGCCCCCUGAUAAGAUGCAGGAAGCAGUUGCCGGACCAUGAGAGCAUGCUGAAGCACCUUGCCUCGUGCCCUCAGCUGCCCACCCGAGAGUACUGGUGCUACGACCACAUGCGAGUCGAACACUUCGACGAUGCGAAAUGCAGGCGCUGUAUCAGCCAUCCCUCAAGGAGACGGAGGAUGCUUUCAAUGGCCAAGGGCUUCUUUUCGACCCUGGGCCACAAGUCGAAACGCGCUUCAGAACUCGACUUCGAUGUUGAGGACUCCACUGCGGUAGCACCACCGAGUUAUUUUGAAUCGCUGAACUUUGAUCCGCCGGCCGAGCCAGAAUUGUCGUCAACCGAAAUCCUAGAAAUCGAUUCAACCGAGGUCGUGGUCCCGCAGGCUCCAGCCGAUGUUGGGCAUAUCAUCGCACCAAACGCCCUGGAACUGGACGCUAAUACCACAAUACCUGCGCAGUCGGCGAUGGAUUGGCAACCAGCGCUCUGGAACGUUUCGCAACCGAGCACCAAGUUCACCUCUGCCGUUCCAUCGUAUGAAAGCCUAUCUGCCAAACAGCCAGCUUCAUAUUCACAGGACGCCUCGCAGUACGGCCAGCCGAGCACGCGGCCAGUUCCAGCUGCUUCGCGAAGCAAGCAUCUCUCGCCCAGCUCGUCUGUGAGGUCCACAACUAGCACGAUGAGUAACGUCAGCAACAUCAGCUCCAUCACAACGGCUUCGUCCUUAUGGAGUACUCCGUCAACUGCCUGGUCGGGCUUCGAGACAAACUUGACAUCUCCGCCCACGGGACUAAUCAGUCCCGUUGAUAUGUGUCCUGACGAUGGGUUCCAUGAUCUGAUCAAGCAAUGUCCAUCUGAUCCACUGGGCAUGCUCCCAGAGUUACCAGAACUUGAGGCUGACAUCCCAGCUAUGCCUGAGCUGUCGUCUGGCGACUUCUUCUCUUUCGAUACUGAAAUGACCAAGCUAUCCUACCCGGACAACUUUGUGCUUGAGGAAGAGACAGUCGAGCCACUGGCGGUUCAUUCAAAGGAGCCCGAAGGUCCAGCUCUUCUUCAAUCCGAGACAAGGUCCCUCGUUGCUUCUGCAUGGGAUGCUCUACAAGAGCACAUUGUCUCCUCCGCAGACAAAAUCCAACACAUUCAAAACAACCCUUUGGCUGAUCAGCUGAAAUUACUCUCAGCCAAGACCAUUGCGCAAAGAGGUUUCGCGAGUCUGCGCAGCAUCUUGGAGUCCCGUCCGCCCACGUCCCCAUUGGACACGCUAUGCUUGCUUCACGUCAUCUACAGUUUCGCUCUUGUGGUGUACGCAGACGAUGCGGCACCUCGAUCCAGCGAUUUCUUUGCUCAGUCAUUACUUUAUUCGACUUGGUUCACGCCGGAGAGCCAAAAGUCUUAUCGGCAGGUGGUGCAGGCAAUUUGGCAGCCAGGUGAAAUGACCACUGCACAGUUGGAACGACUCAAAGCGACCCAGGCUUUGCACACAAGUUCGUCACGCAGUGUGAAGGGCAAGGAGCGGGCGACGAGACCGUCCGGCAGUGUCUCUGAACCUCCGGACCCUCUUGUUACGACGGCGCUGCACUUUUUAGACGAACUGGAGAUUUCAGCUGUACUUGGUCCCUCGUCCGAAUCCCUGGCUUCUGAUCUUCGUGCAAGACAUUCACAGGACAACACCGACAUGACCCAAGUUGGCGGUCCGGUUGCUGAGAAUGUCGCUGGCCUGAUAAAUGCAUUGAGUAUCCUCGUCAACCAUUACCAUGAGGUGGAUGGCCUGAUUGCCGAGUUGAGCAACGUAAACCAGAGCAUCAGCGAUGGCCGAAUUCUCUCAACCCGCCGGUUCGAGCUAGAAGCACUUCAGGCCGGACAGAGUUGCAUCAUCCCCGUUCAAUACUUUGACAACUUUGUCCCAAUGGUUCGCAGCCUUUGCAAUCCUAUCUACGAACUUGACAGCAACCCAGGGGCUCCUCAGCGCCACCAUUACUACACGCUCAGCAUGGCAUUAAGUGAGGCUCUUAUCGUGGAGCUGGACGCAGCGCCAUUGGAUACUGGUGGAAUUUCUGAACUCGAGUCUGACGAUGACGCCCUCUUCGACUGUCUGCUUGACUCUCUGACUCCCAGUUUGACGGAUGACUUCAUUAUGGACAUGGACAUGGACAUUGAAACGCAACCUUUGUUAAGCUUGGAACGAACAGAAGAUUCGAAGCCGCUCACCGUCGAAACGACUACACACAACUCUACACCUUCGGAAGGCAACACAACGGCUUCGAGUACUGAAAGCCCGUCUAGCUCUAGCCUUCAAGUCAAGAACGCUCUUCAGACGCCGGUGUCCCCUACCUCGCCACCGCAGCAAAAGCCCGAAAUGGCAGAUGCAUGCUGUGAACUCUGUGGCUACCGACCAAAAGGAGACCCUAGGUGGUUCCACGGUUCCAUGGCCAAGCACAAGAAGACGCAGCACUCGACAGAGCCGCCCAAGAUCUACAAGUGCCCGUACCCAGGAUGCACCAGUGCCUACAAGAAUCGGCCGGACAACCUGAGACAACACCAGAUAGAGAAGAACCACUUCUUGGAAGGCCAUGACGGCACAAGUCGGAGGCCGAGCAAGAGAAAGAAGAUGGCAUCGUGA